Molecule: messenger RNA, 1355 nt
Organism: Terrapene triunguis (Three-toed box turtle)
Lineage: Eukaryota; Metazoa; Chordata; Testudines; Emydidae
Gene: CENPK
Product: centromere protein K
Exons: 12
Coding region: 51-932 (293 amino acids)
Biological process (GO): kinetochore assembly; mitotic sister chromatid segregation
Cellular component (GO): nucleus
Source: RefSeq, a predicted model, not a curated record
UCGGAGCCCGCUCAGGUCGCCGUGAGGACUGGAGGGCGCUGGAGCUCGCCAUGGAUAAACAAGAUGAACUUUUAAAGGAGGCUGAGAAAUUGGCAAAACAUAUGUCAUCAUACCAACAUGAUCUGGCUCCAACAAUCACCAGUAAUACAGUGUAUUCUAUAGAUGCCAAAGAAGAACUCUUGGAUGAAUGUGAGGAGAUAUGGAGGCAGAUGGAAAAGUAUUUCAAUCCCAAACUAACAGGCCUUGGGGUUUUUCACCUUCCUCUGCAGCGUGGGGCACAGCUUUCAUUGUUAAUGGUGCGAGUGAAGGCUUUAACAGCAGAGUAUAAUCAGUGGCAGAAACGAAGUCCUGAGAUAAUUUCCACCAAUCCAGAUGUUCUGGUAGCAUUAGGAAAGGAAGAGUUGCAGAAAGUAGACCAUGAUCUUGAAAUGGUGCUGUCUACAGUUCAGUCAAAGAAUAAAAAGCUGAAGGAAGACAUGAAAAGAGAACAGCAGUGGCUGGAUGAGCAGCAGCAAUUGGUAGAUGCUCUUGAUGUAACACAUGAAGAAAUGAAAAAUCAAGUGGUACAAUUUUCUGAAAAAAGAACGUUACAAGAACUGAAAAGUAAAAUGCUGAAAAUAAGGGCAUAUAAGGAAGAGCUCUUGAGUGCUCUGGGGGAGUUCCUAGAAGAACAUUUUCCUCUCCCGGAAGAAGAUGAAAGUGCUAAAAAGAAGAAAAAAAGUCCAGCUGAAGAACCAACUGUACAACUGGUAACGUUACAUGAAAUUUUAGAGCGUCUUAUAAACAAAUUAAUGAGUACACCACAUGAACCAUAUUUGACAAUCAAUGACUCGUUCUGGCCACCUUAUGUUGAACUGCUGCUGAGGUAUGGAAUUGCACUGAGACAUCCAGAGGAUCCAAACAGAAUACGCUUAGAAGCCUUUCAUCAGUAAAGACACCUUUGUGACUAUUUAAAAAACAGAAAUGUGUUGAACCAAUACUCAUACUUUAAAAAUAUAUUUGUGUGUGUGUGUAUAUAUAUAUAUAUAUUCUUUGUGAUAUUUUAUCAUAAGUCUUUGGGUGUUAAUCUUUUCUGCUUGGACAAUUUUUUUUGACAAACCAUACCUGUUUUAAGUGCAGUUACUUACAAAGCUUGUGAAAUGAAAAAACUUUCUUUUAACUUCAAAUUGUGAUGGCCAUUCAUCCCAUUAGUUGUUGUCUUUAUGAUAGGUGUUACAGUACUGUGAAAUUAGGUAGUGCUUGUAUUCUGGAAAAUUUUCAGACUGCUUAGAUAAGACUCAAAUUCAAUUGCAGACAAAAUUAUUAAAGUUGAUUGGUUUUUGUUGAUUAAUUAAAAAAUAAUGCUUUGCAUAUGG